Salmo salar (Atlantic salmon) is the source of this 6832-nucleotide messenger RNA. NCBI's taxonomy places the organism in Eukaryota, Metazoa, Chordata, Actinopteri, Salmoniformes, Salmonidae. The record is from RefSeq and is a predicted model, not a curated record.
CCGAUUUCACCUUUUUAUUUUUGUCCGGGAAGGCUAACACGUUUUAGCACUUAUUCCUUCAUCAGAGAUACCAUUUGUAUGUCUCUGAGUGUAGUUUGAAGGAAGUUAAAAAAUAGUUUCGCGAGCCAUUGCUAACUAGCGUUAGCGCAAUGCCUGGAAGUCUACCAGAACAGCUAGCAUGCUCGCACUAUCCCUUUAAACUCACACUGACCCUGAUCUAUGCUGCCACUAGAACACUGUGGCACUGUGACCCACUUAAAGCUAUUUUAGUGUUAUGACCAUGUCAUGUUUGUAACCAGGACCCACCAUUUGGUGGACAUUGAUUUAUAAUUCCCUCUGAGUUGUUGCACACAGGGAGCAAACUUGCACAGCUUUAGAUACUGUUGGCGCUGUAUCUUUGGGAACAGUUGUUGCAGUGAGUGACAUGUUACGUCUCAGUCUGAGGGUGUUGUUGUAGGUCCACAGACUGAAACGCAGGGGGCAGAAAGACACAGUGCCCUGUCUCACACUCCUCACCCCUCUGUUCCUCUCUUUCAGCCUCUCUUCUCUCCCCUCCCCUCCCCUCUCUCCCUUAGCCCUCUCCUGUCUCGCUCUGUCCCUCUGUCAGUCUAUUUCCAGUGCUAGCUGAGUCAGGCGAAUAGCUCUCAGCUUGGAAUGACACAAAUAGGAAGGACUCCAAUACUCUAAGAGGGUCAGAUACCAACAGAAAAAUAACAAGAAACUUUAGAAAACAUCAGGAACUACGGAAAAAUACUGAAACCUGCUAUAAACUACAAAAAUGGACUCUGAUAUGGCGUUGACGGAAUUACAGGAGCAUGAGUUGCCAGAGGCCGUCGUUGAGGAGGAUGAAGACGACGUGGAGGAACUCAGGAACAGUCUGCGGGAGGUGGUCCAGGACCAGUCUGUGAAGCCCAAGCUGCAGUGUCUGAUGGUGGACCCGUCCUUCUCCAUGGUGACAGUUCAGAGUGAGGACAGCGGCAUAGUCUGGGAAACGGCCUCCAGCCGAUGCUCCACCCCCUGGGCGUCGGAGGCCAGCUACAGCUCUGACACCUACAGUUUGGACGGCUCUGCUACCGGUGGUGGAGGUGCACAGGGCAAAAUCACCAUUGUCUUCGAUGAGGACAAGAUAGUUCGGAGGAGGAAGAGGACGAGAGGAAAGGCCAGGCUGGGGGAGAGGCUAAGGAGACCCGGGAGCUCCAGGUCUGGCUCGGCACUGGGGGUGGAGAGGCCUGAGAUGGCUGAGGUGUCUGUGCCAAACAUCCGAGUGGAGAGUGUAGAGUCAGACACAGAGUCAGGGGAAGUGAAAGACAAAGAGCAGGAGCUGUUUAGUCUGAUCUCAGAGGGUUAUGAGAUCCUCAACAUCAAAGUCCCGUCCAAACUGCCCACAGUGGACGAGGAGGAGAGCACUGAGCUGCAGGAUAACCUGUCCUACUUGGAGGAGACACCCAGGAUCAGGUCCAAAUCCAGGCGGGGGUCUGAGGCCUUACCUGCCCAGGACUACCCAGAAAUGAAGGAGGUACAGGAGGGCACAGAAGGAGUAGGAGAGUCUAAGCCCUCAGAACCCACAGAGCAACAGGGGCCUCACAGCCACAAGGACGGCACCAGCAACAUGGACUACUUUGAGGCGUUUACCCUGCUGGAUGAGGUGGUUCCUGGGCAGCAGGUUCCAGAGCCAGUGGGAGACGAGGCACCCGUGAAGCCCCAACGAGAGGAGCCUAAUCUGGGGCAGAUGACAGCCACAGACAGCCUCUCUGCAGCUCCGGACGAUGACUUUGUGUUUGUCACAGACAUGGAGAUUGCCAGCGAGCGUUUGGAUGAGGUGUUCUACGGGAACAAACACCACGCACCCCCAGAGGACCUGAUGAAAAGGGGAGAAGAGGAAGAGGAGGGAGGGAAGGAAGGAAGAAGGGAGAGUCUGAGGUCUCUGAAGGAGAGUGGGUCAGCGCUGUUCGGCAGAGAGGAGAGCAUCCUCACCCCCAUCUUCCUCUCCCCGGGACCCCCUAAGAUCAUUGAUCCCAUCCUGCUAGAGGAACCCACAGCCAUGUCCUUCCUCUACUCCGACCUAUACGAGGACGCCAUGGGGGAGAGGAGGAGGAGCGACGAGGAAGGCUCAGAGGCAGAGAGCGUGGGGUCGGACAGAUCGUUCCAGAGGCGACUGUCUGAUUCAGAGGAAACAGACGGAUACCUGGAGAAGUUUAUCCUGAAAGACGAGACUCCCAAUGUGGAGGACCAAUCAGAAGAAGUGGAUGGUAAAGGGGAGGGGCUAAUGAUGUGGUCGCAGAGUAAGUUUGAGCUGACCGGAUUCCUAACGAGAGUGGUGGAAGAAGAAGAAGAAGAUGAGAAGGAGGAGUGUAAGGAGGAGAUCAAAGCUGCAGAGAUGAAUGGGUACCUGCAACCAGCAAGAUAUAAAGAGAUGGAGCAAUCAACAGAGAUGGAAGAAUCAACAGAGAAAUCUUUGCUGCACAUCAAGGAAACUGGUCCUGAUAAAGACUCUGAGUCUGUAAAUACAGACCGCAAAGUGUCUCAAGUUGAGAAGGACCAUCUAGUCACAGGAAAGAAACCUGAGAAGGUUGAUGUGGUAGAGGAAGCUAAAAGUGAGACAACACCUGAGGCACAUGAGUCAGAGGUUGACAGCCAGGAGGAGGUAGUGUCAGAUAAAGUAUCCCAUGAAACAGAGCUACUAGCUCAGGCAGAGGAGGUGAAAAAACUAGACGAAGUAGAAGUGUCUAGAGUGGCAAAACCAGUUGUAAUUCAGGAGCCUGUGGUUGUACAGGUGAACCAGGUGACAACUGAAAGUAAAACAGAGACUGUAGUUAAAGCAUCUGAACCUGUAAGAGCAGAGGAUGCUAUUAAAGAUCCAACUGAGGCCAUAGCAGGAGCACAGGAGCUACACAGGGUGUUUCACAAGGCAGUUACUGAUUUAUCAGUAGAUAUUGUGAAAGUAUCAGAUGAUACUAAAAUGGCAUCUGAAAUUGCAGCUGAAGCAAUCAAUAGAAUGGAAAUGCUAGCUGAAGCAAACAAAGUUGAAAAAGUAGAGAAUAGAUCUGAGGAGCCUGUGAGUGUAGCGGAGGAGUCCUUCAAACACAAUCCUGAACCCGAAGUAGUUCCAACUGCCCCUCCUGCAGAAGCUGCGGCGCGAUGGUCGUCACCUCUUGCCCCUGCUGAGGGAGAUAAGGGACAGGAGGAAGAGCCAAUGAAGAAGCAGGACUUGGAAGGUGAGGACGAGUGGGUGUUCACUCCCCUCAGGAGCUUUGCUCCUCAGGAAGACCUCUCUGAGCUGCACAGAGAAACUGUGGUUUCAGAGAUAGAGCUGCACACUGACGCUGGGUUCACGGAGAGAGUGCUGCACAGGGAGACUGCAGAAGAGCUGGAGUAUGAGAUAAUCUCGCAGCAGGAGGCAAGAGAGAUGAUGGUGUCUGAGACAGAGAGAAAACAGCUGUGCCCAGGCCCUAACUCUAAUCUAGAGAGAGAGAGGGAGCUGGAGAAAGAAAAGGAGAAAGAGAUGGAGUUGGAGAGGGAGAGAAAGAAGCAGAGGCUCAAGGAGGAGGAGAGACAGGAGAGGGGGAGACAGGAAAGGGAGGAGAAGGAGAGACAGGAGAAGGAGAAACAGAUGGGGUUAGAAAGAGAAAGGGAGAGGCUAAGGCUGAAGAAGGCAAAGGAGAGACAGGAGACAGAGGACAAGGAGAAGAAGGAAAAGGAGGAGAGAGAAAGGGAGAGGCAGAGGCUUAAGGAAGUGAAGAAGACACAGGAGAGGGAGAGACAGGAGAGGGGGGAGAAGGAGAGACAGGAGAGGGAGGACAAGGAGAAACAGAUGGAGUGUUUGAGGGAGGAGGAGAGACAGGAGAGGGAGCAGAAGGAGAGACAGGAGAGAGAGGGGAAGGAAAUACAGGAGAGGGAGAGAGAAAGCAACAAUCAGAGGCUGAAGGAGAAGGAGCGACAGGAGAGGAAGAGUGAGAUGGAGUUGGUAUUGGAGGGAGAAAAGCAGAAGGAAAGGGUGAGAGAGAACCUGUUGAUGGAUAUGGAGAGGCAGAAGGAGCGAGAGAUGGAGGAGAGGGUAAGAGAAGAGAGAGGGCUGGAUCUCCCCGCUUACGAGGAGCCCAUUGAGGCUGACUAUGAGAUAUUCGAUGCGGAGGAGGAGAGCCAAGCCAGAGCAGCUGCUGCCCUACAGGGGAUGGAUUGCUUCUGUCUGGGCUGUGGUUGUCUGCUCUCUGAGACUGACAGACUGUCUGGAGGACACCAGGAUCAUGAGGUCACCAGUGUGGAGACAGCCUACGAAGACAUCAGGGAGAGGCUGAGUGAGUGGAUCUCAGAACUGCAGGAGAGAUCAGAGAACAUUGAGGAUCUGGUGUCAGAACUAGAGCUGGGAUACAACACUGUAGAGGACCAUUGCAGGGACAGUGAGGAGGUGAUGGAGGCUCAGAAUGAGGAGAUGAUGGCUCUGGUGAUGGAGCAGUACAACACCAUGUCUCUGAGCAUGGAGGAGGAAAAGAAGGCAAAGCUGGAGCAGCUUUACGACCAGAUCGUCUCCUUCCAGGAGAGUAUAGACCAGGCCAAGGUUACACUGGACACCACCGCUAGAGAGGCAGAGAUAGACCCAGACACACAGACAUCCAAAGACAUCUAUAUGAGGUUAACAGAAGCACUACAGUCAGCCAUGUCACUGGAGCUGGGUCCUCGGGGACUACUAGUGUUUGAAGACUACGCCAAGGGCAAUGCAGUCAAUACACACACACGACGCAAGGGAAUCCCAGUUCCUCAGAAGCCGUCUCUGCAGCCUCAGGAGUGUGCUUCAGCCAGCAGCACCAGUGUGACUGUUUACUGGAGGGUCAACCCUGGAGACAUCAUAGACUGCUUCCAGGUCUACUGUAUGGAAGACCCACAAGGAGCGGUGUCGGAUGAGUACCGCGUGACAGUGAAGGAGAGUUACUGUGUUCUAGAGGAGCUGGAGCCUGACAAGGUUUAUAAGGUGUGGGUGAUGGCUGUCAACUAUACCGGCUGCUCCCUGCCCAGUGAGAGACUACCCUUCAGAACUGCCCCAUCGGUGCCAGUGAUUGAUACGGGGCGGUGUACGAUACUGUGGGACUCGGCCACGUUGCGUUGGAAUGUGGACAACCAAACACCCACGCAGAGUUACACCCUGGAGUACUGCAGACAGUACGCCCUUGAGGGAGAAGGGCUUAGGUCUAUCUCAGGUAUCCAGGGCAGACAACAGAGGGUACUACUGCAUCCCAAUGAGAACUACCUGUUCUACAUCAAAGCUGUCAACAAGGCUGGAGCCAGCGAACAGAGCGAGGCUGCUCUCAUAUCUACCAGGGGAACUAGGUUCCACCUGUUGAAGGCUUCGGCUCACCCUGUCCUGAAACUGUCUGAGGACCAGACCACCCUGUACUACCCCCAGGACACAUACACAGAGAGAGGGGAUGUGGUUAACGAAUGUCCAUCUGUCCUGGGUGAGUUGUUACCCAUGAGGGGGCAUCACUACUGGGAGACCAAUGUGACCAGAAGUCCUGCAUACCGGGUGGGAGUGGCAUAUGAGACAGCCAAUCGGGACAGCCUACUGGGGGAGAACAGCACAUCCUGGUGUCUGCAUUGUGUCCCUACACCCUACAGUUGUCGGUUUGAGCUGCUCCAUGGCAGUGUUCAGUCAGAUGUGUUCGUGGGGGAGGUGCCCUCUCAUAUUGGCACACUGCUAGACUACAAGCAUGGCCGUCUGUCCUUCUAUGACACCCAGCGUGGCCAGCUGCUCGGGACCCUCGCCCACUGCUUCACCCAACCAUGCCACCCUGUCCUGGGCAUGGAGCAGCCAGGCAGCCUGAAAGUCAGCAUGGCCCUGGAGGUGGCCGACUUCGCCAAGCACAGCUAGCCAAGCACCACAUCUUCCCUAUGCAAGAUAUGUGAUCAUAAGUACCCAUGAAUUUAAUAGAAAUCACAUUUUAUAAAGCUAGAACAGUGAUAGCUACAGUUUUAAUGGAAUCAAUAGCCAGUCUCUCUGGACUCUCCCCGAUGAGGGUGGUGCCUAUAGCUGUAUCAGGACAUUCCCUGACUCAGUGAUGAAAGAGAGACAGGACUGAGAGAGGAAGAACUGUAGUUGCUUCAGUAGUAUAGAUUUGAAAGUAAGUGCAAUUCUUUAAGGUAAUUGGAAAAAUAUUUUAUAAAUAGGAAAAACAUAAUCGGAGCAAUAGUCAAUAUCUAUCGAUCAAUUAUUGCUGUUUUAUUUCUCUUGUGAAUUUGACUGAGUGUGUUCUUGUUGAGGUGAAAUGUUUCAUCUGAGAUUAGUAUUAAGUCAUCUUUUGGCUAUAUUUUUUUAACAUAUUUUGUCAAUUGUUUUGCGUGCUUUAAUUUCUCCAGUAUCUUCUUCUCUCUUUUCUCAGCAGUCUUACUCAUCUCUCCUAGAGCCUUUAGUAGGCACAGACUGCCGAGAUGCACAUUAAACUGUAUGCAACUACCAGGGUAUUGAACCCAGGUAAUCUGUGUGACUCAAUACUGUGUUAGCCCACUGAGCUACAUGUAAAAGCAAGGCAAGGUCAUUACAUUUACAUUUACAUUUAAGUCAUUUAGCAUUACUUGGAGAUUGUGUGGAUAAAGACACUAGUAACUAUUUUGUUUAAUGCCAUAGCACUACUUGUGUUUCAUGUUGUGAAUACUGGUGUAUAAAUAACCUUGUAAACAGAUAUGUUCAAUCUCUUUUGUGUAUUUGUUUGGAAUCAUUUCUGAAUGAUGAUGAAUUUGAGUUUUUUCUCUUUGUUGAAUGUGUUCAUGUUAGAGUCUGAUGAAGAGAUGGUUAUUUUUGUAUUUGAGACAGCACUGAAUAAACUCCUAAGGUGAUCUAGAA